This is a messenger RNA of Cydia pomonella (codling moth), 1717 nucleotides long. Its product is annotated as deoxyribonuclease-2-alpha-like. Gene Ontology annotation, molecular function: deoxyribonuclease II activity. The transcript has 5 exons. Gene Ontology annotation, biological process: apoptotic DNA fragmentation. The record is from RefSeq and is a predicted model, not a curated record. NCBI's taxonomy places the organism in Eukaryota, Metazoa, Arthropoda, Insecta, Lepidoptera, Tortricidae. Bases 299 to 1462 code for a protein of 387 amino acids.
AAACAAAAUAGAAGUGCGUGGUUAAAAUCUUUCGGGUUUUUCGUGUUACACCGUGUAACAUAGAGUCAAAUACCUAAUUUACGUUAUCGAAAUACCUAAAAUCCGAACUUGGUACUGGAUCCACAACUGGAUCACUGCCAGCCGUUGCAACGACAAAACCAAGUAUAGCGCGAUCAUUCAAAUGCUUUCCGAUAAGUUUUUAUUGCUUGUGAUUCAGGUUAUUGUUUUAUUCCUCCAUAAAGCAGAAAUUUAAAUAUGCUCAUGUUUCUGGACUAUACGUAAAAUUGCAUUUUGCACGAUGAAUUUUAUAUUUAUUUGUUUCUUCGGAAGUUUAUUGGAGUGCUACGAAGGAUAUACGAUUAUGAACGGUUACAUGGGUCAACAUUGUCGCGAUGGAGACAAGCCCGUAGCAUGGUGGUACAUAUACAAGCCUCCAGCCGGCGUGGUCCAUCCAAGCGGACAGAACUUCAGCUUCUUAACGCCUGACACCGAGGGCCGUUGGAUACAGGCGCUUCACGGCAUCACUGAAGCCGAUAUGCUGAGUAAAACUUUGAUGCCCGACUACAAGCAGCGUUCGUACAUGGACCACGGCGGCAGAGCCCUGACCAUAUUCGAAUCUCGUCACGGCGCGCCCGGGUCUUCGGCGCGUGGGGUAGUGAUGGCAGAUUCUGAUGGCGGGUUGCUGCUGACGCAUACCGUACCCGGGUUUCCGCAGAAAUUCAGUUCACUACCGUUGUUCCCAAUCGAGGAGCUGGAAAACGGGCACUUACUAGUUUGCGUCUCUCUGGAUUUUGGCGCUCUGAACAAGGUUGCUCGAGCCAUAAAAGAGGUCACACCCAACAUCACAUACUCAUAUAUGCCCAAAUCGCUGGCUCAUCUACUACCAGAAUGGGACUUCGACAGACCUUCCCCGACUCUUUCUCCCUUCAGGCUACGGCCAUCAAUAUAUUCUCUUAUACGAGUGAAUAGAACUAGUACAGGGGAAAUCCCUCUGCCUUUAAAGCCCCCGUACUACGAUAGCAACAGUGGUCCUGUAGAAAUGGUAUUGGUGGCUAGGCCACCGGGAGUGAAGAGUUGUAUCUAUUCUUCGUUUGCAGCGCGGCAACUAGUCAUGCUGAAUGUGUAUGGACAAUCGCGUAGCACAUUUCUGACUACGACGUGCAGUCGAAGCUUUGGCGUUCGCAACAUUGACUCAAUCUGCUUUAAAUACGAAGGUGUCGAUGGGCCCUCAGGCCCUAUAUACUACGUGCCGACCAACAGUAGCGACUCCACCUGGUUCGCCGUCAGCACGGCGGCACAUUGGCAGCAAAGAGGCAAGGGCCUGGUGCAGUUCUGGGUGUGCACUACCCUAGUUGACAAGGAGGAUGUUACGGGAGAAGGGGGCUUGUUGUUGUGUUUGCAGAAUUACAAUCUGUGGUUAGCAUUUGAUAAUUUGAAGGUUACUGAGCCAUCAUGCGAUUAGCGAUAAAACUUUACUAUCAGGCCUUAUCAUCAUCUGUAGAAAGGUACCUACGAGUACGUACUCGUAGGUAUAAUUGUAUACCUACCUAUUUAGUUCGCCGUGGCAUUUUUCUGUUAUCAGAACGCAGUAGGUCUAGUAAUGAUAGAUUUUUUAGAGUUUAAAAGUUGGUCUGGGCGAUAUAUUGUCUAUAAUGUUACUGUGAGAUGUAGGUUAUCCCUAUGUUUACGUUAUAAAAUAAAAGUUCUUUUAAUAGAA